Molecule: messenger RNA, 3609 nt
Organism: Periophthalmus magnuspinnatus
Lineage: Eukaryota; Metazoa; Chordata; Actinopteri; Gobiiformes; Gobiidae
Gene: nlgn4xa
Product: neuroligin 4 X-linked a
Exons: 5
Coding region: 1-1932 (643 amino acids)
Biological process (GO): modulation of chemical synaptic transmission; presynaptic membrane assembly; chemical synaptic transmission
Cellular component (GO): synapse; postsynaptic specialization membrane; cell surface
Molecular function (GO): signaling receptor activity; neurexin family protein binding
Source: RefSeq, a predicted model, not a curated record
AUGGCCGCCGGAGCUCUCCAGACACUUUUGUUGAGCUGGUUCCUGAGCACUGGGGACCAGGCUGCGAAGGGGAACUAUGGCCUUUUGGACCAGAUCCAGGCUCUGCGCUGGAUCAAGGAGAACAUCCAGGCCUUCAACGGAGACCCAAAGAGAGUCACCAUCUUCGGCUCUGGAGCUGGAGCCUCCUGUGUCAGUCUGCUCACACUGUCCCACUACUCUGAAGACAUGUUCCAGAAGGCAAUUAUCCAGAGUGGCACGGCGCUGUCUAGUUGGGCGGUGAACUACCAGCCUGCCAAGUACACGCGGGCUUUGGCCGAGAGGGUGGGCUGCAACAUGCUGGACUCCAUCGACCUGGUGGAGUGUCUGCAGAACAAGAACUACAAAGAGCUGAUAGAGCAGUACGUGACUCCGGCCAAGUACCAUGUCGCCUUCGGACCGGUCAUCGAUGGAGACGUGAUCCCCGACGAUCCUCAAAUUCUCAUGGAACAGGGCGAAUUCCUCAACUAUGACAUCAUGCUGGGAGUCAACCAGGGGGAGGGGUUUAAGUUUGUGGACGGGAUUGUUGACAGUGAAGAUGGCGUCUCUGCGAACGAUUUUGAUUUUGCUGUGUCAGAUUUUGUGGAUCAUUUGUACGGUUAUCCCGAAGGAAAAGAUACGCUACGAGAGACCAUAAAGUUCAUGUACACGGAUUGGGCUGACAAGGAGAACCCGGAAACACGGAGGAAAACUCUGGUUGCGUUGUUCACGGAUCACCAGUGGGUGGCGCCAGCGGUCGCUACAGCAGAUUUACACGCACAGUACGGAUCUCCGACAUACUUUUAUGCUUUUUACCAUCACUGUCAGAGCGAUAUGAAGCCGAGCUGGGCCGACGCCGCGCACGGAGACGAAGUUCCAUAUGUGUUUGGAAUUCCCAUGAUCGGACCCACGGAUCUGUUCAACUGCAACUUCUCCAAGAAUGACGUCAUGCUCAGUGCUGUGGUCAUGACCUACUGGACCAACUUCGCCAAAACUGGAGAUCCAAACCAGCCGGUACCACAGGACACCAAGUUCAUUCACACCAAACCGAACCGCUUCGAGGAGGUGGCUUGGACGAAGUAUAACCCCAAAGACCAGCUUUACCUUCACAUCGGGCUGAAACCACGAGUUCGGGACCACUACAGAGCCACCAAAGUCGCCUUCUGGCUCGAACUAGUCCCACACCUGCACAAUAUCAACGAGUUCUUUCAAUACGUCUCCACCACCACCAAAAUACCUCCACAAGAAACCACGCCAUACUCCUACACCAAAAGGUUUUCUGGUAAAAAUCCGUGGCCGUCAACAACGAGACAUCCUGGAGUUCCAUCUGCGAACACAAAACAAACCACGGAUCAGCGGAAAGGGAGUGUGGAAAACCUGGACGCCAGUGAAGACAUGUAUAUCGUACGAAAAAGCGACUAUUCCACAGAGCUUAGCGUUACUGUGGCGGUCGGAGCAUCUCUUUUGUUUUUAAAUAUUUUAGCAUUCGCAGCUUUGUAUUACAAAAAGGACAAGCAACGCCAUGAGACAAACAGACGUGUCCCUACUCCGCAACGCAACUCGACGGCUAACCCGGCUAGCAACCCGACGCAAGUAGCAACGACAGCUAACGACGUAACACACCUGCAAAGUGAGGAGUUAAUGUCGCUACAAAUGAAGCAACAGCAGCUAGAACACGACCACCAUCACGAAUGCGAAUCCAUGCAGAGCCACGAUACGCUACGGCUAACUUGCCCGCCGGAUUACACGCUAACUCUGCGACGCUCACCGGACGAUAUCCCGCUAAUGACACCUAGCACUAUAACCAUGAUUCCCAAUUCGCUAGCUAGCAUCCAACCACUGCACAAUUUCAAUACGUUCGGAGGAAGCCAAAACAGUACCAACUUACCGCACGGGCAUUCCACCACGCGGGUAUAGCUCUGAAAUGUUUGAAUUCGUAAAAAAAUAAGGCUAAAGACUAGUGAAAAGACAAUGCCUUCUUUUUGAAUGUGUUUAUGAAUGGGAGACAAAAUGGACGCCAAGAUGAAGAAAGAGGAGGACUAUUUUUAAACGCUUUUUGACAUCAAUAAAUAAAUAAUAUUGUAUAAGGGAAAACGAAAGCAACAAUUUCUUGAACUUAUUUCAUGCGACGUCAUUUUGAACUGAGCACACGACUCUUCAUGCCAGCCUGAAAUGUAUUUAUAAAAACUAAAGCUUCAUGAUACGGUGCGCUAAUGAACAGCAGCGUUAGCAAAUGGCUACUGCACAAUGUGUUUGAACUAUGGCCUUUCUCACACUGGGAGAUUGUGUUCAGGAGCACACCACACAUGAAGAAGAAACACCUUUGCCACCCUAACGACAUUUUGACAUUUGACUAUUUUAAACAUAGUCACCUGGAGACAGAGAGCAGAUGACAAACCCUGCACGAGAAAAGUUAUGUAGUGCACCUUUAAAAUCAUUACAUUUGAAAUUACAUUACAUUUCAUUAUUUGUAAGUUUAAAAAAAGUGUUUGAAAAGAAGUGGAAAUAUUGGGCAAGCUUAGACAAAAGAUCUAAUAAUGAUAUGAUCACUGGCUAUUUACAAGUAGUUUAUUACUAUGGAACAUCUCAAUAAAAUCUCCAGGGAGACAAGCACAUGGCAGACCCUCCUCCAGAAAAAUGAAAUAGUGCAUCUUUAAAUUUAGUAUGCAUUUUUUGCAUCAUGAAUACACUUUUGUAAGUUUAAAAAACAUUCCUUUUGUGAUUUUCUUUUUUCCAAAGCAGUAGAGAUAUAAGACACUGGACAUAUUUACACAUUAAACAUGGAACUGCUCCUGUUUUCGACCAGUGUUUAUUAGAGCACCUUGUGAUGAAGCUUUAGCAAACUUUGUACAAAACCAUGUGGAAAAUGAUAUUCAAAAGAUAUAUUAUAGACUUUGAUAUAUUUUAAAUCAUUGUAAAUAUAUGAACCAUUUUUGUUCUGAAUUAUUUUAUUUUUUUAUUUUGUUGCCCAUUUUUAAAGAUUUUCAACGCUGCUACUUCGACCAUCGUCUCCAGACUUUGCAUGUCCAGCUUUUACCAAAACCUAAAAAGAAAAUUAUUUUAAAGAAGACCUAUUCUGCAAACUGUUCUGUUCACAUAUUUAUCCAUGUUUUAGUCGUUUCUUCUCAUUGAGCCUCUGAAGUUGUAUUUGGAGUGAUUCAUGUUUGAAUAAUCUUUAAUCGACUGUUUUCAAGAUACCAUUUUGUCGAUCUACCCCCGUAUAACCUCCACCAGUACACGCCCACUGUGACACGCCCACUGUGACGUACGGUCGUUUUAGAUGAAUAUUAUGAUUUAAAAUGUGCAAAUUCUAACAUAAUGAUCCAUGGGUGUCAGAGAUUAUAAGUAUAGACACAAGCACAAUAUGUCUUCUUUAAAACCUCCAUCUUUCUUUGUGUUUUAUUUUGAAAGAGCCAUUUCCUGUCUUGCGAUUUCAACACUGCCUCGGCUACAACAUGACCAGCAAAUAUACUAUUAUUUUUAUUUAAAAUAUAAAGGCAGUGGAAUUCUUUUAUUUUGAAGGGAAAUUAUAAUUUGUGGGAAAAAAACAAACAAACAACACUUUGUUAAAUAUUUGAAAAUUGUCAUAUUCUA